AGAGAGAGAGAGAGAGAGAGAGAGAGAGAGAGAGAGAUAAAGAAGCAAGUCCAGGCAGAGACAGCAGGCUGGAUUCAUGGUCUGCGGCAGACAGGCAACAGGGCGUUGGAGAGCAUGCGGUCUGGAACUUCUCCGCAUUCACGACCGGGUGGAUCACCAGCCUGGUAGAUGGAUCCAGGCGAAGUGGGAAGACGGGUCCGAUUACGGAGACAUGAUCAGGAUGAUCAAGGUGUAAUAAUGGAGUAGUCGGUUGGGAGAGAGGGAGAAAGGGAUAAGAAGAGGAG
Messenger RNA from Aspergillus candidus, 284 nucleotides. RefSeq lists its product as uncharacterized. Lineage: Eukaryota; Fungi; Ascomycota; Eurotiomycetes; Eurotiales; Aspergillaceae. The record is from RefSeq and is a predicted model, not a curated record. The coding region runs from base 77 to 235 and encodes 52 amino acids. The transcript has a single exon.